Messenger RNA from Meloidogyne enterolobii, 2382 nucleotides. NCBI's taxonomy places the organism in Eukaryota, Metazoa, Nematoda, Chromadorea, Rhabditida, Meloidogynidae. The record is from the annotation of a GenBank genome assembly.
AUGCUGCAGAUUGUGCAGAUAUUGCCACCUUCCAACGAAUUUUUAGUUUCAUUGGAGCGUUCCUUAAUGGAUGCACAAGACCAAUUUGGAUUCACUCCCCUACUUGUAGCAGCGAUGGCAGGGAACGUUUCUGUACUUGAAUUUUUAAUAGAACAAGGCGCUCAAUUAGGACAGUUAGAUAGGGAUGGACACUCUGCAGUACAUUGGGCUGUUGUUUGUGGACAAUUGGACGUUCUAAUAGCAUUGCUUCGCCAUGGUUCUCCACUAGCUCUAGCGGACAUUCACGGAGCUCAUCCACUGCAUUAUGCCACAGUAGGAUUCACCGAAACAGAAAGUCAUCGUGAAGUGCCCGUAGAACGCUCAGAAGCCAUUUUGCACGUUCUUUUGAGGCAUGGUGCCCAAUUAGAAUGUACUGACCUGGAUGGGCGAACACCUUUAAUUUGGGCUGCUAGUGGGGGCAAUCUACGAGCUUUUAGCAGUUUAAUCCAAGCGGGAGCCAAUCGUUUCACUGCUGAUAGGGAUAAACUGGGAGUUUUGCACUGUGCUUCAAGUCAUGGUCAUUUACCUAUAGUUCAAGCAAUGUUAGAUCUUGGCCAUCAUUGGGUGGUUAAUGCUAGGGAUAGAAACGGCGAUACACCCCUUUUCUUUGCUGCAGCUUAUGGUCACCUUGAAUGUGUUAAAUUGUUGUUGGAAAGAGGCGCAGAUCCAAACCAUCAGGACAGACGUAUUAGAACUGCAGCGCACUGUGCGGCAGCUAAGGCACAGCUUAGAGUACUUAAACUUUUGAGACAAAGAGGUGCUAGUUUGGAUUUGCAAAAUUAUAGAGGGGAUUUGCUUUUUCAUGAAGCUGUGCAAGUUGGAAGUAAAGAAUGUGUUGAUUGGAUGUUAGGCAUUGAACCUCGUUUUGUUAGCUCUGCAAACUUUUUUGGGAGAACAGCAUUACAUUUAGCUGCAGCCAGUGGAAAUAUGGAAAUGGUUGUUCUUCUGUGUUCGAAAGAUGCUCCUCCAAAUUCUCUUAUGAUUUAUAAGGGAGAACUACUAACACCUUUGGACGUUGCUAAACGUCGAGGACACGAUCUUAUAGUAGACUAUUUAACUGUAAGGUACGAGGCCUGUUUGGCUUCUGAACUUUCCACAAGAGAACUAAAUUCUUCUAGACAAAGUAUCGAAGAGCAAAUAAAAGCGGCCCGUCUUCGCAAAGUUAGGGCGGAAUUAACAAAUAGUGAUGAAUUGGGUAAUUAUGAAAAGCAACCCCCGCCUAUAAGACGUGGAAUUUCGUUGCUAACUAGAGCGGCUCAAAAGUUGAAUGAUGAAAGUGGGGGAAGAGGAGAGAUGGUAGAUGCUAGUACAAUGGUUUCUCGCCGCUCAUCCUCUGCUUCCGCAAUCUUUGGCAAACUUCCAAAAUCAACUAGCACCACCGACCUUAACAACCACAGCAUUGAACAAUUUUAUCAACAACAAAAAGCUUUGAUAGAUUUAGCUAUGGCUACAACAAAUAAAUUACCAAAUGAAGGAAGGAAGGAAAAUGAAAAUGAAAAAGAAAAAGAAGCAGAUAAUCUAGAUGCUUCUACCAAUACUUUGUUAGUUCAUGACUUUUCUAAUGCUUCAUCUAUUUCUGCUUUACAACAGCCUUUAGAAAAGGAGUUGCUACACCAAAAUAACGCGUUUAAUUUUUGUAACUUAAGUUUAUUUUAUAUUCCAAGUUUAUUUUUCAAGUUUAUUUUUUUUCAAACUUAUUUUCUCAUGUUUAUUUUAUUUAUUGCAAGCUUAUUUUAUGUUCUAAAUUUCAAGUUUAAUUUUUAUAAUCUCAAGCUUAGUCUUUCUAUUUCAAGUUUAUUUUUUAUAUUUAGUUCGCCUGUAAUAAAUACAGAAGGUGAGCAUGCUGAAAGUGUUAGACAUUCACCUAAAACAUUAUCGGAUAGAGAAAUUGGAUUUCCCUCAGCUUCUUCCAAAAAAGUUCGUUUGGCAGUAAAUAGUGAUUUAUUACUACCUGACGAUAGUUAUGAAGAUAAACCUAAAAGAAUUCGUCGUAAAUGGACACCUUUACCUCCAUCAGAUUACAGGCAUCAAUCAUUAGAUGAAGCAGUUACAGAGUUGCAUAUUCUUGAGGAUGGGCUUUCACCGCCUCCGGGACGUCUAGCUACGUUUGGAGAUUUAGCCAACUCCACUACUCGUUAUGUUCACGAACGCGCUAUUUUCGACGAAUUAACACACUUAAAAAGAAUGCAGAUACAAUACGGAAAGGUUCGAGAAGAAGUAUUGGUACGUUCCCUAGUCCAAAACUUUUGUCGAAUGCAUGCAAUACACCCCGCCCAUUUCCGGCGUAUUUCUACAUUACAACAAUGGGAGAAAUUUUUAUACGGUGAGGAAAUUGAUAAUUAA